UCCGUUUACAGAUUGGAGUGCUUUGGAUACCUUCUUCUUCUUCGUCGUCGUCGUCAUCAUCAUCAUUAUCAACAUUGUCUUCUUCAUAGAUAGGAUAAAGUUACCACUUGCUUUUUGAGUAGUCGAAAAUCAAUGGAAUGGAUCCGUCGAAAUAAGUAAGGGGGUGUUCCCUUCAUCAGCAUGCGGCGGAGAUUAUUGCUCCAUGGAUGGGAAGGCUAACCUUCCGACCAACUCCGCCACUGGAACCGCAGCAGCCACCACCACCACUUCCACCUCCACCUCCACCGCUACCUCCUCUUCAUUUUCCUCUUCUUCCAACUCUCCUACUGACUUCCUCCGCCAUGUUCAAGCUGCCUUGAAGCGCCACCGCCCUCUCGGUUCAAUGCAGUCCAAUUGCAUAAGGCCGAAGCGCUCAGUGCUUCCGCAACAAAACUUGUCUGGAACUGCAACUGCUGCUGAGGAUGUGAACAAGCCUUUAGAUGUGUCGUCGAAGCAAUUGCUUCCGCGCAGAAUAAAGAAAGCAACUGCUGCAGCUGAAGGUCAAAACAGCGCCUCUAUUACGCCUCCUUUGAUUUCAGGGCCUUGCAACGAUACCUAUGAUGGCGAAGGUUGUAACUCGUUCAAUGCACAUGUGCAACAACAUCAGGGGAAGGGUGUUAACACUGCUGGUGUGGCUUCCCUGCUUGCAGGAUCUUCAAAUGUGGAUGGUCUGAAGAAAGUUCAGUUUUCGAUUGACACCAACACUAGCGUGCAGGGGGCCCAUGUUGCAAAGGGCACUGAGUUGGAGAACUUGUCAUCUUAUAUGAGUUCACUUGGAUUGACAGAAAUGGAUUGGGUUGAAAGCAGCCAACAUGAUCCACCAGUUGGAUUCAAGCAAGAUUCGAAUCACCAAAGGGUAGAAUGUGACAUGAAUUUGAGAUCCGAGGGAGGAAUAAGUUCUAUGUUGCCUAAGAGAACUACUGUUUCUCAGGACAAUCUCCAGCAAUUCAGAAACUUUUUAAGUCAGCCAGCAACUCAAUCUUCAGUUGUGGGACCUUCUUGUGCUACAACUACCUCAGUCCAUUCAACUUCUGCUCCCAUGCUCAAUUCAACAACUCGUUAUUCUCAUUUGCUUGUAGAUAGUGGUUCAUGUGGAACAGCGGAACCUAUGGGGGAGAUUAAUGUUAAUCCUAAAUCUAUAGCUGAAGGGGUUAUUGAACCUCCAAAUACUUCCCUGAAGGACAUUAACAGAAUGUCAAUUGAUAAGGCAGCAACAGCUGCCCAAGCUCCCCGUUCUGCUGAUGCAGAGUUGGGACUUCAGGAGCACAACCAAUCUAAGGAGCAACAGGGAGGCAAGGUAAAAGAAAAUAACAUUUCAAAAUAUUCGUCAUGUCUUGACAAUAAGUCAACUAUAUCAAAAGAGCCUGCAGAGAUUUCCAAUCCACAAACCCAGGCUCCAGGUCCCCAAACUUCAUGUUCAGAUGUGAAGUCAGAGUCUUCUAACUUAGAAAAACGAGAGAAGGGUGCAAGUAGUAAAGUUCCAACAUCUCGGAAAAGGACCUAUGACCCUGAUUUGUUUUUUAAAGUCAAUGGCAAGCUUUAUCAAAGGCUUGGCAAGAUAGGCAGUGGAGGAAGCAGCGAGGUACAUAAGGUGAUCUCUUCAGACUGUAAGAUCUAUGCGCUUAAGAAGAUCAAGCUCAAGGGUCGGGAUUAUGCUACAGCAUAUGGGUUUUGUCAAGAGAUUGAGUAUUUAAAUAGGCUGAAAGGAAAGGAUAACAUUAUACAGCUUAUAGACUAUGAGGUGACCGACAAAGCUUUGCUAGCAGAAGUCAUGAAAGGAUGCUUAAGUAAUAAGGAUGGGCGAGUCAAGGAUGAUGGAUAUAUAUACAUGGUACUUGAAUAUGGGGAAAUUGAUUUGGCUCACAUGUUGUCCCAGAAGUGGAAGGAACUGGAUGGAUGCAACCAGACCAUUGAUGAGAACUGGCUGCGAUUUUAUUGGCAGCAAAUUCUUCAGGCUGUCAACACCAUUCAUGAGGAGCGUAUUGUGCACUCUGAUUUGAAGCCAGCCAACUUCCUCCUUGUCAAGGGUUCCCUGAAACUAAUUGAUUUUGGCAUAGCCAAAGCAAUAAUGAGUGAUACAACUAACAUCCAACGGGAGUCACAGGUGGGAACUCUUAGUUACAUGUCUCCAGAGGCAUUUAUGUGUAAUGAGACCGAUGCAAAUGGAAACGUAAUUAAGUGUGGACGGCCGUCAGAUAUCUGGUCCUUGGGCUGCAUCCUUUAUCAAAUGGUAUAUGGGAGAACACCUUUUUCUGAAUACAAGACAUUUUGGGCAAAAUUCAAAGUCAUAACUGAUCCAAACCAUGAAAUUACCUAUGAACCUGUCCCAAACCCAUGGCUUAUGGAUCUUAUGAAGAAAUGCCUUGCAUGGGAUCGCAAUGAAAGGUGGAGAAUCCCUCAGCUACUCCAACAUCCUUUUCUUGUUCCUCCUGUACCAAGUAUUCCAUCUUUGUCCCAAGACCAAGGCUGUAACUUGCUUCAGCUUAUUGCUGAAACUUGUAAAUAUGACCCUGUAACAUCCCAACUAUGCUGUCAGCUCCAACAGGUCCUUGAUGAUCCCGCAAAUUUGGUAACUCCUCAGUCAUUAAAUUCGCGAGAUCAACAAGGAAAACUGCUAUCCAGAGCAUCAGAAUUGUGUAUUCAGCUGCAGGCACGUUUGGCAAAUUCGGAUAACAAGUAGAUAAUCAAGAAAGGUAG
This is a messenger RNA of Arachis stenosperma, 2736 nucleotides long. Its product is annotated as serine/threonine-protein kinase MPS1. Gene Ontology annotation, cellular component: nucleus; kinetochore; spindle. The record is from RefSeq and is a predicted model, not a curated record. Gene Ontology annotation, biological process: protein localization to kinetochore; meiotic spindle assembly checkpoint signaling; chromosome segregation. The transcript has 6 exons. The coding region runs from base 203 to 2719 and encodes 838 amino acids. NCBI's taxonomy places the organism in Eukaryota, Viridiplantae, Streptophyta, Magnoliopsida, Fabales, Fabaceae. Gene Ontology annotation, molecular function: protein serine/threonine/tyrosine kinase activity; ATP binding; protein serine/threonine kinase activity.